GAGUCGGGUGGGUGUCGAGGGACGAGAUGAACGGCCGGACAGGGGGAGGGUAGUUCGAUAACCAUUCGCGCGAGGGAUACGCAGAUCGGACGGAGGAAUGCGCACGCGGGUAUUGCACUUGCGCACGAUCACGACGACGGCAUUGUGUUACGGUGUUGUUGUCAUUAAUUGUGCUAUAGUUGUUGUUGUUAUUUAACGGGAGGCAAGUGGGUUUGUGCACGCGAUGAGUCACGAACGUCGGAGGUACUGCACGGCGCGCGCGUUUACCUGCGCGUAACUAUGCAACACACGUCUCGCACGGUCGGAUGGUGGUGGGCAAUACUACUUCGCCGCCGCUGCCGUCACACGACGCCGUCCCAGUGACAGGACGGACACGAUACCGACCGCACACGCUUUCGACGACGCAACACCACGAACCACGCGCGCCAUGUUCGUCGCAGCAAUGUUCGUCGUAUGUUGCGGCUCGCUGUUGUUCUCGACCGUCGCCGUCGUAGCCGCCCGCGGGACGCAACCCCAGAUCCGGAACUAUUCACCGCCGUCCGCCACCGACGGAUACUCGCAGCGGUCGCUCGCCAGCACCAGAUCCUGCUGCAGCGGGACGUCCACCGUCGCGGACGACACCAGAAACCCGCGAGACGUACCAUUGAACUUAAUAAUUGAACUGAAUCAAGUAAAAAAUAUUACAGAACUGUUCAAUAAAUUUAUGCCGGACGUAAACAUGCACGAAGCACAAUAUCGCAUUGCCACAACAGGCUUUCAAAGCAAUCGUGCAUCAUCGCUUCACGCUUUUACAGAAAGAAGAGCACCGUUGAUACCAAAACCAGCAGGUUGUUCAGUCGAAGUCCAAACAAUUAGCUUAAAAGAUACUGAUGAUUCAAGUCUAUAUUAUUAUCCCCCGUGCACUAGAGUUAAUCGAUGCGGUGGUUGCUGUGCCCACGACUUAUUAGCAUGUCAGCCAACCAAAAGCGAAUCCCUAAACUUCGAAGUAAUGGUUUCACAGUACAAUGGUGCUGGAAAAUUGGAGUUCAUAGGCAGAAAAGCUGUGUCAGUAGUUCAACAUCAGAAAUGCAAGUGUGAUUGCAUUGUUAAACCAGAGGAUUGUAGUCCAUUGCAAACGUAUUAUCGUGAUGAAUGCCGUUGCAUAUGUAACAAUGAAGAUGAUCGUGAAAAAUGUAAUGAAGAACACGAAUUAAAGUUAUGGAAUCCAGCAAAUUGCUUAUGUCAGUGUCGUGUAGUACAAGAAUGUACUUCAGGAUUUGGAUUUGAUUACAAUACUUGCAGAUGCGAAGCUAUAAGGACAAGAAUAAAAAGUACCGGUAAUCAAUUUAAUCAAAACAUGUACUCAUUAGAUGGUCAGUGAACCAGCUGAAAGAUAAACCAUCAAAAAAUAAAAAUAAUUAUUUACAUAAUAGAAUUCUAAUUUUUUCUGUUAUAGAUGUAUUUAUUU
Sipha flava (yellow sugarcane aphid) is the source of this 1447-nucleotide messenger RNA. RefSeq names its product vascular endothelial growth factor C-like. Gene Ontology annotation, biological process: positive regulation of protein autophosphorylation; positive regulation of cell population proliferation. The transcript is spliced from 7 exons. Lineage: Eukaryota; Metazoa; Arthropoda; Insecta; Hemiptera; Aphididae. The record is from RefSeq and is a predicted model, not a curated record. Gene Ontology annotation, molecular function: growth factor receptor binding; growth factor activity. Gene Ontology annotation, cellular component: membrane. Bases 428 to 1360 code for a protein of 310 amino acids.